Messenger RNA from Naumovozyma castellii, 753 nucleotides. RefSeq lists its product as uncharacterized. NCBI's taxonomy places the organism in Eukaryota, Fungi, Ascomycota, Saccharomycetes, Saccharomycetales, Saccharomycetaceae. Bases 1 to 753 code for a protein of 250 amino acids. The record is from RefSeq and is a predicted model, not a curated record. The transcript has a single exon.
AUGCAAUUAAGGAACAUAUUAACCGUUUUGGUGUCAAGUGUCGUCGUCUGGGCAGCAUAUCUACCACAUGAACCAUGGUCCACUUUGAGUCCCACCGGUUCAAUGAAGGACGGUGUGAUAAACCAUUACUCUGUCUUUGGAAUCAUGCCCGAGCCAGUAACUGCAAAUUUGCACAAGAGAAAUGAAGUCACUCAAAUUGAAGAUGGUCAAGUGCAAAUAAUUAAAACGAAAAAUACAAGACAUAUCAUAACAGUUACAAAGACUACCACCAACAUUGUUACCAAGACUUUGACCCCCACAACUUCUAAGAAACAUACCUUGGUCAGCCAGAUAACAGAUGGGCAAAUUCAAAUGACUAAAACGUCUACUCAAAAGACAAAGGAAACUUCUAGCACCAAGAAAGAAAAACAGAAAAAGAAUAAAGACAAGGUACAAGAUAUAUUUAAAUUAGUAGCAUGUAAGACAAACGAUGCCUUGCAAAUAACUCUGGUGAAUAAAGUCUUGACAGAUAAUAAGGGUCGAAUCGGCUGUAUCGUGGCCAACAGGCAAUUCCAAUUUGAUGGUCCACCACCACAGGCAGGUACCAUUUAUGCUUCUGGGUGGUCAAUCACACCAGAUGGAAAUUUAGCUCUGGGAGGCAAAGAUAUAUUUUACCAAUGUCUAGCAGACAAUUUUUAUAACUUAUAUGAUCAACAUAUUGGAAGCAAAUGUGAACCAAUCCAUUUAAGAGUUGUCUCGUUAAUUGAUUGCUGA